AUGGCAAGCAUAUUAGAAGAUGUUGUUUUGCUGGAUAGCUUGUCCUGGGAAGAGAUUGAAGAUGCUUUGUUACAUGAGAGUCUGGACGGCUGCCACAAGAGGUCAAACUCGGACGCGAGCCAUUCUCAGAUCUGGGGAUUAGACGAAGAGCGCGCGAAGCUGGAGUUCCGUUUCGAGAAGAAGGACAUCGCUGCCAUUAGGAUCGCGCUCCGUAUUCCUGAUAAAAUGCGAACGCAACAUGGGGUCACGCUCACAGGAGAAGAGGCACUUUGCGUGACGCUCCGGAGAUUGGCGUACCCAAACCGCUUGUGCGGCCUGGAACUUUUAUUUGGGCACCACCCCUCCACUUUGUCCCUGAUCUCAAACGCGGUGGUUACCCACAUUGACUCCACCUUUGGGCAUUUGCUGCUGUCCGAAACACUCACCCCACUCACAAACUGCUGGGGGCUCAUUGAUGGCACGGCACGUGCUAUUUGCAGGCCUUCAGAAGACCAGAAGAUUUACUUCUCUGGGCAUAAGCGCUACCAUGCAUUAAAAUAUCAAUCUGUCAUGUGUCCAAAUGGGCUGAUCGUGCGCCUGGAUGGACCAUACGAAGGCCGCAAGCACGAUGCUGGCAUCCUCCGAGCAAGUGGGCUAUACGGUGAUUUGGAGAAACUGAUGGAUCGGAUGGAAGGUCACUACGUGUUAUAUGGGGACCCAGCGUACCCCCUGCUGCCCCUGCUACAACGGCCUUACGUCAGUGCAUCUGUCUCUCCUCAGCAGAAGGACUUUAACAAGGCAAUGAGCACAGUGAGGCAGUGUGUUGAGUGGGGGUUCGGUAAAAUAAUAGCCGAAUUUGCCUUUCUAGACUUCAAAAAAAAUCAAAAACUGAGGUUGCACCAAGUUGCAAAGAUGUACAAGGCAGCUACCAUUCUGUGUAACUGUCAUACGUGCCUGUACGGCAGCCAGACAACCCAGUACUUUGGGGUGGCGCCACCAACACUAGAAGAAUGCCUUGUGCCUCGACAGUAA
Messenger RNA from Ornithodoros turicata, 1011 nucleotides. RefSeq lists its product as uncharacterized. The record is from RefSeq and is a predicted model, not a curated record. The transcript has 3 exons. Lineage: Eukaryota; Metazoa; Arthropoda; Arachnida; Ixodida; Argasidae. The coding region runs from base 1 to 1011 and encodes 336 amino acids.